AAAUAAAUAAAUUAAAAAAAAAACAAAACAAAAGACUCUUUCAUGCACUGCUUGCCAAUUCCUUUGCUAAUAUCCUUUUCUCUCUCAAAAGACAGGGUUUUUCACUCCUUUAACAUAACGCCAAACAACGCUCUUCUCUAUCUCUGUCCAUUUUCUUUUACUUUUGCCUUCUGGGUGACAGAGGCCAUUGACAAAAAAAGAAAGUUUCCAUCUUUUUUUCUUUGCUUUGUGAGUGGCUGAUGUUGGGGUUCUAAAGAGUUGGAGACGGAGAAAAAGAAAGAAGAAAAGAGAGAGAGAUGGGUUCAUGUGUAUCAGUACAUAAGAGCUCUCAAGAGUCAGCCAUGGAACUUGGGCUUUCUUUUGGGUCUAAAACAGAAAAGCUUAUCAUUCCACCUUCAACUCUUAAAGAGAAACCUAUUGCCAAUGGUAGUAAAGAUGAAACUUUUUUUGAUUCCCGAGCAUGGCUAGAUUCAGAUUGUGAGGAUGAUUUCUUCAGUGUCAAUGGUGAUUUCACUCCAUCUGGUGGUAAUACACCAGUUCAUCAUAGCUUCUCUGCGAGGACACCUCAAGUUAACAAGGCCACUGAGGAAGGAUCACCUGGGUUAGUUUCUGAAUCAUCCCCAACAGGAAAGAAAAAGAAGCUGGUUGAACUAUUCCGAGAUAACAUUAGAGAAGACCAAGAUGUUAAUGAGCUAAAUACGUCAAGCAGCCAGGACAUUACCAAUGGAAAGAUGGAAGUCAAACCAACCAUCCGAAACAUACUACCUCCAAAAUCUUCAGAUGGUACCCCUUAUGUCUCUGGAGCUAACUCCUUGUGCAGUAGUGAUAGGACCGCAGAUGGAGAUAACCCUAUUUUUAUGGAGAAGCCUAGGUCUGCACAGUGUUGCCUUCCAAGGUUGGUUUCGUGCAGUAGUUUUAGUGAGAGGAAGAAGAAGAUGAUGAGCCCUGCAAUAGCUGUAAAUGAUAAGCCUUAAUUUCCAUCCAUUUACCAAGCCUGGAUCCCGACUCCCAGAGCUCAUGUGCUGGAGACCUCAAAUUUUUGUGAGAUUUAAUGAAGUCUUGGCGUCACUGUUACAUAGGCAUGUAAAAAGCAGCCCAGUAACUGUUUUGAUGCAGAACUCUUACUAGGAUUUCACCAUCUCAUUCAACCUGAGGGUGAAAAUUUUCUUUUCCACAGGAAGUCUAUACAUAACAGGUGUCCUUUAAUAAAAAGGCAAAAGAAUCAAAGGAAAAAUCGUAAAUGACCCUUGUAAUGAAUAUAUUAUUAUUAUUAUUAUUUUAUGCAACUGAGGUUUUAUGUACAGGCUUAGUUCUCGUUGCUGUU
Messenger RNA from Durio zibethinus, 1324 nucleotides. RefSeq lists its product as uncharacterized. The record is from RefSeq and is a predicted model, not a curated record. NCBI's taxonomy places the organism in Eukaryota, Viridiplantae, Streptophyta, Magnoliopsida, Malvales, Malvaceae.